This is a messenger RNA of Oncorhynchus nerka (sockeye salmon), 854 nucleotides long. RefSeq names its product cysteine-rich hydrophobic domain 2 (gene chic2). The coding region runs from base 169 to 678 and encodes 169 amino acids. The record is from RefSeq and is a predicted model, not a curated record. NCBI's taxonomy places the organism in Eukaryota, Metazoa, Chordata, Actinopteri, Salmoniformes, Salmonidae. The transcript has 6 exons.
CUAGCGAGCUUUCGUCGUUGCCGGAGUUUUUUUUUGUUAGUUGUUGUUUGGUUGUUGUCUGACUUUUUUUUAAUCGUUUUUCAACCGGGGGAAGGAACCCACUCCCCAAACGACGGCACCGUGUCUCUCCCGGCGCCUCACCGGGGAAACGCGAGGCCGAGUCGUGCGAUGAUGGAGGACUUCGACGAGAUCUACGAGGAGGAGGAGGAAGAGGAGGACGAGGAGAGGGCCGCGGAGGAACAGCUGUUGAAGUACGCUCCAGACCCGGUGGUCGUCCGAGGAUCUGGCCACGUCACUGUGUUUGGACUCAGUAACAAGUUUGAGUCAGAGUUCCCAUCGGCACUUACAGGGAAGGUGGCGCCAGAGGAGUUCAAGGCCAGUAUAAACCGUGUUAACGGCUGUCUGAAGAAGACGCUGCCAGUGAAUGUGCGUUGGCUGCUGUGUGGCUGUCUCUGUUGCUGCUGUACACUGGGCUUCAGUCUCUGGCCCGUCAUCUGUCUGAGCAAAAGGACACAGAGAUCCAUGGAGAAGCUGUUGGAUUGGGAGAACAGCAGACUGUACCACAAGCUGUGUUUGCAUUGGAGGCUGAGCAAGAGGAAGUGUGAAACCAACAACAUGAUGGAAUAUGUAAUCCUGAUAGAGUUCCUACCCAAGAUCCCCAUUUUCAGACCGGACUAGCUCUCUGCGGCCCCACCCACAUCCUCCCGUGGUGCCUCUCUUCACUCGGCCCAGUCACCUCUCCAAAAUGGCCUCCUCUUUCCUCCCCUAACCAGGCCCAUACCCCUAAAACAACACCACCAUUUAGUGUUGACUGGACAUUAUCUAACUUCUCUAUCUAGCCCCUCUAUAUACCC